Mizuhopecten yessoensis (Yesso scallop) is the source of this 1599-nucleotide messenger RNA. RefSeq names its product neuronal acetylcholine receptor subunit beta-2-like. Gene Ontology annotation, biological process: regulation of membrane potential; chemical synaptic transmission; nervous system process. Gene Ontology annotation, molecular function: neurotransmitter receptor activity; transmembrane signaling receptor activity; extracellular ligand-gated monoatomic ion channel activity. The record is from RefSeq and is a predicted model, not a curated record. Gene Ontology annotation, cellular component: membrane; neuron projection; synapse. The transcript is spliced from 6 exons. The coding region runs from base 1 to 1455 and encodes 484 amino acids. Lineage: Eukaryota; Metazoa; Mollusca; Bivalvia; Pectinida; Pectinidae.
AUGUCUUUGACGGUCAAACAAAUCUAUAUUGUAUGUGCCCUCCUGAUCGGAGUCCUGCAGACCUCCUCAGCCCAGCCCAGUAGCCCUUCAGUUUACAGUCGAGAUUUGGAGGAGGCUCUACGGACAAAGCUCUUCACCACCGAUAACUACCAGGUCCUACAGCGUCCGUUUCAGAGGUGUGUCAUCCAGGUCGCCCUUAGUCUCCUCACAAUCAACGACCUCAAUAUAAAGGACCAAACCCUGUCUGUUACAGGAUUUUUCACUUUUUACUGGCAGGACGAUCGUCUGUCAUGGAGCGACGACUCCACAUACGACAGCAUCAACUUCCUGUUUAGCACGGAGACGUACGUCUGGCGUCCGCCACUGAUUAUCGAAAACUCAGUGGAGGAUGUGUCCAUCAUCAGCGACAAAAACGUGCCAAUGAGAUUCAACAACCUUGGCCUCGUCACGUGGAAUCCGGCGGGGAUCUACAAGGUGUCGUGUGAGGCGGACACGCGCUACUACCCCAUGGACAUCCAAACUUGUAACAUCUCCGUAACAGCCUGGGCUUACACUGAGAACGAAAUCACUCUGGUGUUCAAGGAUGACCCCUUUGAUCUGACUUUUUAUGGUACAAAUGGCGAGUGGCAGCUCGUGUCCACAGAAACCAUUCUUCCAGAAGCAAUCGCCCGAGGUGGUCAAAGCUUUUCUGGUCUUGACUUUCAGAUCAAACUUAGGCGUCGGCCUAUGUUUCACAUCCUCAAUACGUUGUUUCCGGUAGCUCUUAUGGGGAUAUUGAGCGCCAUGGUGUUCAAACUUCCGGCAGAUUCCGGGGAGAAGAUUGGAUUUUCGCUGACGAUCCUGUUGGCCUACACCGUGUACCUGACACUGAUAUCGGAGAACAUCCCCAGUACUUCUGUCACACUCUGCUACCUAUCCCUGUACUUAGCACUGACAUUGUGCCUGGGAUCUCUCAGUGUUCUGUGUACCAUCCUAGUGCUGAACUUUUACUCCCGAUCUGACGAAGAUGAACCCAUCCCAGACUGGCUGAGGAUCUUUAGCAUUAAGGUACUAGCAAGGGUCGUCUGCUACAGGAACUACCGGUGCUGCUAUAAACUGAAUGAUAACCAGAUCCACCCUACGAUGGUAGUAAUAAGCGCAGCUCCGUUCGACAUCGUCAAUGAGAAGGAAGGAAACGGGGAUAUUUCCAAGAAACCAACGGAAAAAAGAAGGUCACGGAGCAAGAACGAGGACGAUGUUCCCCUAGAACCUACUCUUCACAGAUCCACAUCUCCAACCAAUCAUGAUGCCGAUGAAGACAUGUGCACAUGGCUUACAUGGAAGGACCUAUCUUGCAUGUUGGACAGAAUGUUUUUCUUCAUUUUUAUGUUAAUAAUUUUAGGUUCAACGACAACAUUGUUUUCCUUGAUCCUUAACGAAUGGUACACUGUUUCUGUGUCUACCACCGAUGUCUAAUUUGGGCAGACCGCACGACAGCAUUGCAAGAGACACGUAUGAUGCAUAAAAAACAAGCAGAUAAAGCACUGUAAAGUAUAAAAAGUAUUGAGAAAAAGUCUGUAAAAUAACAAAACAAAACUGAUAGUGUGACCUGAUUAUUUU